This is a messenger RNA of Exophiala bonariae, 1248 nucleotides long. RefSeq lists its product as uncharacterized. The transcript is spliced from 3 exons. Lineage: Eukaryota; Fungi; Ascomycota; Eurotiomycetes; Chaetothyriales; Herpotrichiellaceae. Gene Ontology annotation, biological process: positive regulation of catalytic activity. The coding region runs from base 1 to 1248 and encodes 415 amino acids. Gene Ontology annotation, cellular component: cell periphery; fungal-type vacuole. The record is from RefSeq and is a predicted model, not a curated record.
AUGGCUCAGAAUGGCUUUCCCUGGCUUUCACAAUCUCGAGAUCCAGAAAAGGAUCCAUCAUUACUAGAUCCCAGCCAGGCUAUACCGCGUCCCGAUGAACCCGCAGCCAGCCCUCGAGCCCCCUCCCCAAACCCACCCAUACAGGGAAAGAAACAGUAUUGUGCACAACAGCCUAAGAGACGUACAGGAUCAGUCAAAGGACCGCCACCAGUGAAGCCUGGUCUGCUCAAGAGUCUGUCCGAACCCCAAGUAUUCAAAGCGACCUCGCCAUUACCAGUCCGAACGAUCCCACCUUGGGUUCGGGACGCAGAGGAAGACGAUUUUGACGACACCGAAUAUUCCUUACCGGGCAGCCCGGGUGCGGCAUUCAUAGCUCAACACAACCAUAGCCCAGCCGCUCUUCAACGCCCUCUCCUGUCGAGCAAAGCACCCGAACGCGAUCAGAACAUAACAUCCUCAGGCGACACGAGACCGGAACGAACCUCGAGAUGGGUUACGUUCGCACGAGCAAGUGCAUAUCCCCGAGAGACCUUUAACGGAGAGAAGGUAGAUACCGAAUAUCUCGAUCGGAACUUCACGGACUACUCCAAACCCUGGUUGGCAGAUCACGAGGAGGACGAAUUAGAGGGCAGCAGUAGAUACCGUGCGUUCCGAAGAAAACGGCAGGCAUGGUAUCUGCGAGCACAGUUUACGAUAUUACGGAAUCCCUUCAUCCCUCUGGCAUUCCGACUUACAAUUUUUGUUUUUGCACUGGUAGCCCUUGGCUUGGGCACGUCCAUCUGGAGAGAAACUGGAAGAAUCACACAUUGCAUCGCUGAGGAGCCUCGGAGUUUUGCUUGUACAUUAUUGGUGGGAGAAGGCCCGCAAGACUACUACCGCGACCCAUCGGGUCUGAUGGCAAUCAUUGUGGACGCCAUUGCUUUGAUUUACACCGUCUACAUCACGUAUGACGAGUACUUUUCCAAACCCUUAGGACUACGACAUGCUCGUGCGAAGGUCCGGCUGGUUCUCCUCGACCUUUUCUUUGUGGUCUUUCAGUCGGCGAAUUUGAGUCUCAGCUUUGAGUCCUUAACAGUGGACGAGGGAGCCUGUCAGGUGGGCGAUUCUGCGAGGACCAAUUCGAGAUUCGAUCAUGUCUGUCAUAGGGCGCAAACUUUGAGUGCGGUGUUAUUGGUGUCCCUAACGGCGUGGCUAAUGACUUUCUCUGUCAGCGUUUUGAGAUUGGUGGAAAGAAUCAAUACAAACUAG